Molecule: messenger RNA, 3070 nt
Organism: Doryrhamphus excisus (bluestripe pipefish)
Lineage: Eukaryota; Metazoa; Chordata; Actinopteri; Syngnathiformes; Syngnathidae
Gene: pygmb
Product: phosphorylase, glycogen, muscle b
Biological process (GO): glycogen catabolic process
Cellular component (GO): cytoplasm
Molecular function (GO): pyridoxal phosphate binding; glycogen phosphorylase activity
Source: RefSeq, a predicted model, not a curated record
UUCCUGCUGGCUGUCUGCUCAGUGCUUUUGCAGUGGACAGGCUCUGCAGCCAGCAGGUGACAUUAACGUCUCAAGAUCCACCCCUCCCCAUUCAGACUACACGGAAGUCGCCAAUCAAAAUGUCCAAGCCGCUGACAGACCAGGAGAAAAGGAAACAGAUCUCAGUUCGGGGUUUGGCCGGCGUGGAAAAUGUCGCGGACCUCAAAGUGAAUUUCAACCGACAUCUCCACUUCACUCUGGUCAAAGACAGAAAUGUGGCCACUAAACGGGACUACUACUUCGCGCUGGCUAACACUGUCCGGGACCACCUGGUGGGCCGCUGGAUCCGCACCCAGCAGCACUACUAUGAGACGGACCCUAAAAGAGUCUACUACCUCUCUUUGGAGUUCUACAUGGGGCGCACUCUGCAGAACACCAUGGUCAAUUUAGCCUUGGAGAACGCCUGCGACGAAGCCACUUAUCAGCUGGGUCUGGACAUGGAGGAGCUGCAGGACAUUGAGGAAGAUGCGGGUCUAGGGAACGGAGGACUGGGUCGUCUGGCUGCUUGCUUCCUGGACUCCAUGGCUUCUCUGGGUCUGGCUGCAUACGGAUACGGUAUCCGCUACGAGUUUGGUAUCUUUAAUCAGAAGAUUGUGGAUGGGCGACAGGUGGAGGAGGCCGAUGACUGGCUGCGUUAUGGCAAUCCGUGGGAGAAGGCUCGCCCUGAAUACAUGCGCCCUGUCCACUUCUAUGGACGAGUGGAGCACACAGCGGAGGGUGUCAAAUGGGUGGACAUGCAGGUGGUCCUGGCCCUCCCCUAUGACACCCCUGUUCCAGGCUACAGGAACAACAUCGUCAACACCAUGAGACUGUGGUCUGCUAAGGCUCCGUGUGACUUCAACCUCCAAGACUUUAACGUUGGUGGCUACAUUCAAGCGGUGCUCGACAGAAACCUGGCUGAGAACAUCUCGAGGGUUCUCUACCCUAACGAUAAUUUCUUUGAGGGCAAGGAGCUUCGCCUGAAACAGGAGUACUUUGUGGUGGCCGCCACGCUUCAAGACAUAAUCCGACGAUUCAAAGCUUCCAAGUUUGGCUCCACCGAGUUUGUGCGCUUGGAUCUGUCGGCACUACCUGAUAAGGUGGCCAUCCAGCUUAAUGAUACACAUCCUGCUUUAGCCAUCCCGGAGCUGAUGAGGAUCCUCGUGGAUAUUGAGAAACUCUCCUGGGAGAAGGCGUGGGACAUCGUGGUGCGUACAUGUGCCUACACCAACCACACCGUGCUGCCUGAGGCCCUAGAACGCUGGCCCGUAGAUCUCUUCCAUAACCUGCUACCUCGUCACCUGGAGAUCAUCUACGAGAUCAACAGGAGGCACCUGGAGCGCAUCGCUAAGCUCUAUCCCAACGACGUUGACCGCAUACGCCGCAUGUCCCUCAUCGAGGAGGGUGAUGUCAAGAAGAUCAACAUGGCUCACUUGUGCAUCGUGGGGUCGCACGCCGUCAAUGGAGUGGCGCGGAUCCACUCUGAAAUCAUCAAAAACACAGUCUUCAAGGACUUCUACGACAUGGAUCCUCACAAGUUUCAGAAUAAGACAAAUGGCAUCACACCGAGGCGCUGGCUUCUCAUGUGCAACCCUGGACUGGCGGAUGUCAUCGCUGAGAGAAUUGGUGAGGACUACAUUCGGGACCUGGACCAGCUGAAGAAACUCCUGGAUUUUGUGGACAAUGAUACUUUCAUCCGUGACGUUGCCAAAGUCAAACAAGAGAACAAAAUGAAAUUUGCCGCCCACCUUGAGGAGCACUACCACGUGAAGAUCAACGCCAGCUCCAUGUUCGACGUGCAGGUGAAGAGGAUCCACGAGUACAAGAGGCAGCUGCUCAACUGCCUGCACAUCAUCACGCUCUACAACCGCAUCAGGAAGGAGCCCAACAAGUCUUGGACUCCGAGGACCAUCAUGAUUGGAGGAAAGGCGGCUCCAGGUUACCACAUGGCUAAGCUGAUCAUCAAGUUGAUCACGUCCAUCGGUGACGUGGUCAACAACGACCCAGUGGUGGGAGAUCGUCUCAAAGUCAUCUUCCUGGAGAACUACAGAGUGACUCUGGCUGAGAAAGUUAUCCCGGCGGCCGAUCUGUCGGAGCAGAUCUCCACGGCAGGCACCGAGGCAUCGGGUACGGGUAAUAUGAAGUUCAUGCUGAACGGCGCUCUCACCAUUGGCACCAUGGACGGCGCCAACGUGGAGAUGGCGGAGGAGGCCGGCGAGGAGAACCUCUUCAUCUUUGGCAUGAGAGUGGACGAUGUGGAGGCUCUGGACAAAAAGGGCUAUGAUGCUAUGGCGUACUACAACCGCAUCCCUGAGCUGAAGCAGGCCGUGUCUCAGAUAGCAGGAGGCUUGUUCAGCCCUCAUCAUGUGGACCUCUUCAAAGAUCUCGUCAAUAUGCUGAUGCACCACGACAGGUUCAAGGUGUUUGCCGACUACGAGGCUUAUAUGGAAUGCCAGGAGAGAGUGAGCGCCCUCUACAAGAACCCUAAAGAGUGGACCAAGAUGGUGAUCCGGAACAUCGCAGCCUCGGGUAAAUUCUCCAGUGACCGCACCAUUUCCCAAUACGCCAGGGAGAUCUGGAACAUCGAGCCCAGUUUGGAGAAGAUUGGCGCCCCAGAUGAUCCUCGCUAAAAGUGCGCGUAGUGCCCCGCCAACCCUCCCGCUGUUCAAUCCCUAGCUCAGCUGUUUUAAAAAGCUUGUUAGGAUCCACUGUGUUGAACUAAUCCAUGUAUUCAAACAUGAGUCGUCAUAGCGAUUGGACCACACUGCCUUUCUCCGCCCACCCGAGCCUGAAAGCCUUUAAAAACACUCCAGAAUGCCGGCAUCUUCUCCACUGUGACGUGUGAAAAGUCUACUGUAGGUCUUCCAUGGAGGACGAUGUGAUUACUGCUGUCCUCCAUUUAAUGCAUGUUGCUGUCUGUCCUUAUCUCUACUGCCUCACACCUAAGUGACUCUGUUAGACGUGUGUGUUCUUUAUGUGUUUGUGUAUUUGAUCCCAGUACUGUACAUGGAAGCUGUCUCUUGGGUCAAUAAAUAGCAAAUGUAGCCCACAA